AAACUUCUUCGUUUACAGUAACUGGACCCCAACUGUCAAACAGGCCAACAAUCACAAAAGAACAAUUAUAUGUCAUCGACAGUACCUACCUUAUCGCUGGGAUUGGUUAUCCUUCGCAUUAAUGGCCGAAGGAAGCAUGAAGCGGAAACGAGUCCUUUUGCUGUGUGUCCUGAUGGUGUAUUCUUGUGCCGCAUAUAAACCAGUGGUUAUUAUUCAUGGGGUCUGGGACCUGAGGUUUAGUUUGAACUUCUUAGCGGAUAUGAUUCGACAGGAGCAUCCUGGAACAGAAGUCCAUGUCAUUGACAUGCUACAUGGAUGGAAAAGUCUAGCCCCACUUUGGUAUCAAGUAAAGGCAUUUUAUGCGAAGAUAGCACCCAUCAUGCAGAAGGCUGAAAAUGGCAUUAUUUUAAUAGGAUACUCUCAAGGAGGAAUUCUGAGCAGAGGUAUAAUAGAAUCUAUGGACCAUAAUAUUACAAGAUUCAUCUCUCUUUCUUCCCCACAAGCUGGCCAGUAUGGAGAUGAAUUCCUGAGGCUCAUCUUUCCACAGUACAUUAAGGAAACAGCAUAUGAAUUGUUUUACUCAAAGAUGGGUCAGUCUGUAUCUGUUGCUAACUACUGGAAUGAUCCUCAUCAUCAAGAUUUGUAUUAUAAGUACUCAAAUUACCUACCAUAUUUGAACAAUGAGGUAGAUGAUUCCUCAAAAAAGGAUUACCGAACAAAUUUCCUGAAAUUAGAAAGAUUGGUUCUCAUAGGAGGCCCUGAUGAUGGUGUUAUUACACCUUGGCAGUCAAGCCAUUUUGCCUACUUUGAUGAAAACGAGAAUGUAACUGAAAUGAGAGACCAGUAUUAUUACCGAACUGACACUUUUGGUUUGCGUACCUUGGAUAAAGCUGGAAAGGUGACAAUUUAUGAAAUUCCUGGUGUUGUACAUACUCAAUGGCAUCAUAAUGUUACUGUGAUUCAAAAAUGUAUAUUACCAUGGCUUGACUGAAUUUAUCUUUGACAAAAGAUUUUCAAUAGUAGUGUACACCAUAGAGUAUUGUAUUACUUUACCUAUGAUGUGUUCUCAUAGCAUCUUUAGUAAAUCAUGUGUUAUUGUGUUCUUUUGAUUUGUGGAAAACUAAAGAUGUGUUGAUAUCCUAAUGCUCAGUAUGAAUUGCAUUUUUUAGAGUAUGUAGAUUAUAUAAUUUGUAUAAAUUUAUUCACUAAAUAAUAUAUAUAUAUAUACUGUCAAAUGUCAACAGAACAGGUGUCCGUUAUUCAUUUGCAAAAUUAGAUUGAUAUUUUUUAAUAGUAGUGAAUAAUUCAUCCCUGUUUCUGUUUUAUGUGCUGUAUCCAUGCAACAUUAAAUUAAUUUAUUUAUUACUUCUCCCUACAUUGGUAGUGUUAUUUAUGUAUGUAUGUAGUUUAAAAUAAAACCUACUUCAUAAAUGUUCA
Molecule: messenger RNA, 1437 nt
Organism: Macrobrachium nipponense
Lineage: Eukaryota; Metazoa; Arthropoda; Malacostraca; Decapoda; Palaemonidae
Gene: Ppt2
Product: lysosomal thioesterase PPT2-A-like
Exons: 6
Coding region: 122-991 (289 amino acids)
Cellular component (GO): lysosome
Molecular function (GO): thiolester hydrolase activity
Source: RefSeq, a predicted model, not a curated record